Messenger RNA from Sodiomyces alkalinus F11, 1667 nucleotides. RefSeq lists its product as hypothetical. The transcript has a single exon. The record is from RefSeq and is a predicted model, not a curated record. Lineage: Eukaryota; Fungi; Ascomycota; Sordariomycetes; Glomerellales; Plectosphaerellaceae. The coding region runs from base 110 to 1441 and encodes 443 amino acids.
CCCGUAUUUUCCCUUUACCAUCCAACUACAGGAGACUAUUAUCAGCAUUUCGCCAACCCGCAUACCCAGCGCACUUCUUAAUCGCUAAGAGAACCCCUCCUGCCCCACCAUGGGCUACGUCGGCGUCUCCCUCAUCGUCGCUUCUGUCGUUUGGGUCCUCGUCGCGCCACCACCAUGGAUUCAUCCCUACCUUCCAUUCUUCCUCCUCCCCGCCCGUCGACACUCACACGCGCUCCUUUUGACUUCGAAACCCUCGUCGCCUCCUCGAGAUAACGAUACGCAAAAUUCCGACGAUAAGCCUGAGGCGCGAAACGGAGGAGAACAUGUCACUUCGAAAGAGCCAGAAAGGCCAAGAAUACAGGUGGAAGAAGCCCGAUCAAAUCUAGCAGGGCCUCCUCUCGUCGACCUCGCACCCGCACCCGCACCCGCACCUACACGUACAUCUUCACCCACAUCUUCGCCUACAUCUUCGCCCGACCCCGCCCCCGCGCGCGAUGCCAAAGCUGCGCAAGACCGCGACCGCGCCGCGAUGCCUCCCCCACCUCCAGUCAUCCAGACCCCGGCCAGCGUGCCUACUUUACAGUCUCCCCCCCAGCUCGCCGAGCCCGAAGAAGAACAGACAACCCCCAAAGUUUCUGCCACCGCCCACGACGCCUCCUCGGUCCCGUCCUUCUCCCUCUCCGAUGAGUCGGCUCCCGCUCAGCCCGCCGAACCCUCCAUCCGAACUCCAUCAGCAUCCUCCAUGAUGCCUCCGCCACCGCUCCCAACAAAACCCUCCAACGCCUCAGCAUCCCGUCCGUCCUUCCCCAUGCUGGGCUCCCCCCAAGUAGCCCGUCCACCAGGCGCCGCACCACCUCGCCUUCACAAAAUCCCUUCCGCCACCCCGUCCACCCUCUUCCCCCGCCCCGACUCGCAGCAAAUAGCCCGCGGCCCCGCCCCGAACCGCAUCCCCGCCGCCGCCGCCACCGCCACCGCCGCAGCAGCAAGAGCAAGAGCAAGAGCAGGACCCUCCUCCCUCGCCCCUCCGCCAACACACAACCAACCCCCGCAAAAGCCCUCCCGCAAGGUCCUCCUCCCACCAGGCCACUCCCCCCUGGACUGGGCCCGCAUAUCCGGUCCCACCGCCGACCUCCGGAACCUGCCCCCCGACACGCCGUACCUCAAAGUCACCCCUUCGAUGCUGAAGCGCCACUCCGGCCGCAGGGGCACCGACGCCUGGAGCGCCUUCGCCGGCCGCGUCUACAACAUCACCCCUUACGCCGAUUACCACCCGGGCGGCCGCGGGGAGCUGCUGCGCUGCGCCGGCAAGGACGGGACGAGGCUGUUUGGUGAGGUCCAUCCCUGGGUGAACUACGAGACUAUGCUUUCGGCUUGUCUUGUGGGCGUUUUGGUUCCCGAGGAGGAGGGGUCUAGGGAGAGUGAGAUGGAUGCGAUGGACUGAGCGUGGUUGAAUGUCCCAUCUACUUUUAUGGGCUUGUUUGUUUUGCGAUAGCGGUUCGAAUAGAUCGAGAGGAGGAGAGAGCAUACAGAGGGAAACGUGUCCGUGGUGUGGAUAUAAGAAAUUUAUUAGACAGAUACCCCUUUCCUUGCUCGUUGCAAUAUCCUCGUCUUCCUAUCUUGCGCCCGAGGAAACUAGCAAGUAGAAUAAUAAAAAUGAAAGAGACCCC